GCAGGUUUCCGGGCCGCUGCGUAAAGCAGCCCAUACCAAAAGCACACUCACGGGAUCCUCGGUUGGAGCCAUGCUUUGGCAUAGACCAAUCGCCACCAAGGUGAUCAGUGCGGAAUAUGCCAACACAGAAGACCACGGAAGAGGUCCCUUUCUCGGUUCUACAUUUCCGGGCAGGGGUUGUUGUUUGCCCAGCUGGGCUGACGCUUAUCCGAAGGGGGGGUUCACUUAUCCGAGCCGAGCCCUAACCGUAAGCGCCGACCCCGCCUCGGAGUUCCUCAAGGAGCAAGUCAUAAACAGGACAUUAUAUGCAGGUAACCACAGACUAGCCUGAAGAUAAUGCUUCAAUGUCUGAGUCCAACGCAGCCAUGCUUCUCACAUCAGACAUAGACAGUGUGGCAAAGGCCAGAAAGUUGGGUGAACUUCCACCCACCCCGCCUCACGAGAAAGAAGUCACCCCUCAAACCAUCAACGACGUGUUGCUGCAUCUUCUUCAGGAAGCGCCAGACCUACCCCUGGUUGGUUAUCCAAAGAGUUCCCAUAGAGUGAGCGACUAUGCAUACUACACUGCUCGCGAUCUGGAUGGCUUCGCCAACGGCGCAGUUGAGCAAUUGAACAAGGCUGGACUGUCCAAGUUCUCUCAUUCGACUGAAAACCGUGUCGUCGCGAUCCUUGGCCCCUCAAGCCUUGACUACAUCGUAUCGCUGUUUGCACUGACCCGAUUGGGCUAUGCUGUUCUGUUGCUCUCAACCCGUCUCAGUACGGAAGCCUAUGUCAAUCUGCUUAAGGCCACCAAAUGCACCCAUCUCCUCUAUUCUCCGUCCACUGCAAAAGCAGUAAACAAGCUUGAUUCCUCCGCGGCGAUUGCCACCUUCCAGAUUCCAGAGCACGCAACCUACUCGCGCAGCGCUUUCGAAUCAACUCUGCAGUUGACCGACAACUCUCAACUGGCUCAGAAAUGGGCCUUUAUUAUCCACUCGUCCGGUUCCACCGGGCUGCCGAAGCCCAUCUUCCAGACACACGGAGCGUGCAUCGCCAACUACAGCACCAGUAAAGGCUACCGGGCCUUGUUGACCCUGCCGCUUUAUCAUAAUCACGGCUUGUCAACGUUCUUCCGGUCGCUGUUCAAGAGAAAGCCAGUUGCAAUUUACAAUGCCAACCUGCCCUUAACGGGCAACCACGUUCUCGAGACUAUGCAGACCACGGGCCCGGAAAGCUUUCAUGGAGUGCCAUAUGUGCUCAAGCUGUUGAGUGAGGUCGAAGGUGGUGUGGCAGCAUUAGCACAGUGCCAACAGGUUCUCUUCGGAGGAAGCAGCUGCCCAGAUGAUCUUGGGGAUCUCCUCGUCAAUCAAGGCGUGCGACUGAUCAGCCAUUACGGCGCAACCGAAUUAGGACAACUCAUGACCUCCGAACGACCACCGGAGGACAAAGCAUGGAACUAUGUCCGGCCGCUGAAUAAGGUUGCUCCUUUCCUGAAGAUGAUCCCGCUAGAGGAUGGAUCUUAUGAAUGCGUCGUGCUGGAUGGGUUACCUGCCAAGGUCAGCUCGAACUCCGAUGACCCCCCGAACUCAUUCCAUACGCGCGAUACUUUCCUGAAGCAUCCGUCCAUCCCCAACGCCUGGAAGUAUUUAGGCCGACUGGAUGAUCGCAUCACACUAGUCAACGGCGAGAAGGUGCUUCCAGUGCCCAUUGAGCAUCGUAUUCGUCAAAGCCGAUACGUUCAGGACAACCUCGUGUAUGGGGUGGGUCGCCCGCUUCCAGGUCUGCUGGUCGUGCCAAGCGUUGAAUGUCAAGGAAUGACGAAAUCUGAGAUCCUGGAUAAGGUGUGGCCUGAUAUAGCUGCGGCCAACAAGAACUCCGAGGCUUUCAGCCAGAUAUCCCGCAACAUGGUGAUCGUCCUGGAUCCUGGCUGUUCGUAUCCCGCCACGGAUAAGGGCACAAUGAUCCGCAAUCGCUGCUACCUCGAAUUUGGUGAUCUGAUCGAGGGAAUGUAUCGAGAUAUCCAAGGAAGUGGUUCCGCAGCAGUGCAUCGUCGCGUAUUCAACAGUGUACAAGAGCUUGAGCAGUUCCUGCUGACACUGUUCCGAACUGAGUUAGGCUUCCAGGACAUUGAUGUAAACACGGACUUUUUCGACGCGGGCGUGGACAGUCUUCAGGCUAUCAAGGCUCGGGGCAUGAUUCAAGAUCAAGUCGACAUCGGCUCAGCUCAGUUAAGUCAUAAUGUUAUCUACGACUGCGCAAAUAUUCGGAAGCUCGCCGCCCGUUUGGUCGCAGCCCGCACAGGUCAGGAGAGCAGUGCCAAGGACGAGCUGAGUGCCAUGGCACGAUUGAUCAGCAUAUACUCGACUUUCGCCAGCAGACCAGCUGAGGAAGAGACGGUGCUCCUCACUGGUACCACGGGCUCAUUGGGGGUGUACAUCCUAUCCCGUCUCAUGCAGAAGCCAUCCGUGAAGAAGGUCUAUUGCCUUGUCCGGGCGGCAAGUCCCAGUGAUGCGCUCGACCGCGUGCUUUCAAGCCUGGCCACCAGAUCCCUGCCCAUGAUCAACGUGUCCAAAAUUGUGGCAUUGCCGUCACAAUUCGGGCGCGAGGAUCUAGGCUUGACGCCUCCGGUGCUUGAUGACCUGCGUCAGUCACUUACCAAGGUGAUUCAUGCGGCUUGGGCUGUCAACUUCACCCUGGGCGUCGAAAGCUUCGAGCAGCAACACAUCCGGGGAGUGCACAACCUGAUCAACCUGUGUCUCUCGAGCACGCGAUCGUCUCCUGCGGAGUUCUACUUUUGCUCCUCCAUCUCCGCAGCGGCAGGAACUCCUUUGCCCGCCACUAUUGCCGAGGGACCGAUCCCAGAGCUGUCGCAUGCGCAGAACAUGGGGUACGCUCGAUCCAAACUGGUCGCCGAACGAAUCAUCCAGGCGGCAGCCGAAACCACUGGCAUGGUUGCCAAAGUCCUUCGCGUUGGUCAGAUCGUCGGUGACACCGUGACUGGCAAGUGGAAUUGCACCGAAGCCAUUCCACUGAUGCUACAGACCGCGAAGACUCUGCAAGCUCUGCCCGCGCUGGACGAGACCCCGGCCUGGCUUCCCGUAGACGUUGUGGCCGAAGCAGUGCUAGAGCUCAGUGGCAUUACUCCCUCGCCAGAGGCGACAGUCUUUGCUCGAGACCCCACCGUUGUAUAUCACGUACAGAACUCCAAGACCUUCCGGUGGACGGAGGAUCUGCUCCCUGCCCUCCGGCAAGCGGGACUCAACUUCGAGAUUCUGCCUAAGAGAGAGUGGAUUCAGCGUCUCCGGGCGUCUGAUCCAGACCCGACGAAAAACCCUGCCAUCAAGUUGCUGGACUUUUUCACGGACAAGUACGACAAUGAGAGCAUGGGUCGGUCGGGGUUGAGCUUUCAGAUGGAGAAGACCGAGGCCGCGAGUCCAUCGCUCAAGGGAGGAGUGGAAUUGAUCGAGACUGGGCUCAUUCGGAAGUUUGUAGAUGUAUGGCGGACUGAAUGGUAAUCUGCUUGGUUUUUUAGGGAUUUCCAUUUAGAUUGAGAGGAGUGAUGAUCAACAUGAAGUGAUUCAAUCCGAUGACUGGGAUAGGAUGGCUGGUUGGUUGUCUUCAGGGUUGUUUCCCAUCGCCACUCGAAUAAGGCAUGGAGAUGGAUGCCCCAGGCAGCCAGAUAGUAAGGCAGCCAUGCAAGAAGGCAAAAAGGGGCCAAGCCCAAAACGGGUCAGAUGACAAAUGGAGGCUAGUCAGCCUGAGGCAUUAUAUGGUCCACUUUUAUCAGGCACCAACAAACCUCUCUCUCUCCUUCUUCCAAUCUAACCGACUGGAACAAAC
Aspergillus homomorphus CBS 101889 is the source of this 3819-nucleotide messenger RNA. RefSeq names its product putative NRPS-like enzyme. Gene Ontology annotation, molecular function: phosphopantetheine binding. The transcript has 4 exons. Bases 345 to 3494 code for a protein of 1049 amino acids. The record is from RefSeq and is a predicted model, not a curated record. Lineage: Eukaryota; Fungi; Ascomycota; Eurotiomycetes; Eurotiales; Aspergillaceae.